This is a messenger RNA of Esox lucius (northern pike), 3507 nucleotides long. It is a transcript of the gene rufy3, whose product is annotated as RUN and FYVE domain containing 3. The coding region runs from base 459 to 1937 and encodes 492 amino acids. Gene Ontology annotation, molecular function: metal ion binding. The transcript has 12 exons. Gene Ontology annotation, biological process: regulation of axonogenesis. Gene Ontology annotation, cellular component: cytoplasm. The record is from RefSeq and is a predicted model, not a curated record. Lineage: Eukaryota; Metazoa; Chordata; Actinopteri; Esociformes; Esocidae.
GAAGAGGGGCAGAUCCACCAAAGGAGAGGCUGUGAUUCCUGCAGACAGGCAGAGACAGAGGGUUGUUUUUCCAACAGACAGGCUGUGCUGCGCUGCAGAGAGAGAGACAAGCGCUGAGGAGAGAGAGACAAUCUCCAUGGUAGAUCCUUUUUUUCUCCCUGCUGAUCUGUAAAGGGAGGGGAGCGUGAAGGGGGGAGGAGGCGCAGAGCCUGAAGGAAAAAAAAGACCAGCAUCCUUCAUCCUUUCUGUCCAGAGCUGCUGAGGGGGCUGCUGUCUGCUCCGUUCUGGUUGCCUCUUGUCUUCCUUGCUGUUGUUUCUGGGACGACGGCACAAAAACAGAGAUUUUCCUCUCUCCACCCUUUUUCUGCCUUUCUUUGCGUUGCCUGGCUCUCCAGAGAGCGAGAGAGAGCUUCGUUGUUUUUUAACCCGUCUCUCAGCCUGCUAUUCGCUGAGUCAUCAUGGCAGAUCUGAUGCCCCAGAGUGACGCCCCAACCCCCACCACUGACAAGAUCACACAGGCGGCCCGGGAGACCAUUUACCUAUGUAACUUCCGUGUCUCUGUGGAUGGAGAGUGGCUCUGUCUCAGGGAGCUGAAUGACAUCUCCCUCACCCCAGACCCCGAGCCAGCCCAUGAAGACUCAUGGGAGGAUUUCACAGAUUUGGUGGAUCACAUGCAAAUGCUUGAUGAAUUUAAAGAUCCAAAGGACCCCAUUGCCAUUGAACGACUGAACCUGAUGAACAUGGCUAAGUUGAGCAUUAAGGGGCUGAUCGAGUCGGCCCUGAACCUGGGUAGGACACUGGACUCGGACUACGCGCCACUGCAGCAGUUCUUCGUGGUAAUGGAACACUGCCUAAAACACGGACUCAAAACCAAGAAGACGUUCCUGGGGCAGAACAAGUCCUUCUGGGGAGCCUUGGAGCUUGUGGAGAAACUCACUCCAGAGGCUGGGGAGAUCACAGCCAGUGUCAAAGACCUGCCAGGGCUUAAGACACCAUUAGGAAGAGGGCGGGCCUGGUUGCGAUUGGCCCUGAUGCAGAAGAAGCUGUCAGACUACAUGAAGACCAUCAUUAACAGAAAGGAUCUGCUCAGUGAGUUUUAUGAAGCCAACGCUCUCAUGAUGGAGGAGGAAGGAGCUGUGAUCGCCGGGCUGCUGGUUGGGUUGAACGUCAUCGAUGCCAACCUUUGUAUGAAGGGGGAGGACUUGGAUUCACAGGUGGGGGUGAUCGACUUCUCCAUGUAUCUCAAAGACGGGGGUCACAGUACUAAGACAGCCGAGGGGGAUGGACAGAUAACAGCCAUCCUGGACCAAAAGAAUUAUGUGGAAGAGCUCAACAGACACCUGAGUGCUUCAGUCAACAACCUGCAGGCCAAAGUAGACGCCAUGGAGAAGUCCAACAGCAAGCUCACAGAGGAGCUGGCAGUAGCAAACAACAGGAUCAUCACCCUUCAGGAGGACGUUGAGCGAGUCAAAGAGGAGAGCUCCUACCAGCUGCAGUCUGGUCGCCAGGUGUCAAGAGGAGGGGGGGAUGGCUCCGCGGAUGCUCUGGUACUGGGAGAGGCACGCAAACAGCUCAAGGAGGAAACCCAGCUACGAUUGGAUGUAGAGAAGGAGUUGGAGGUUCAGAUUGGUAUGAAGCAGGAGAUGGAGCUGAGUAUGAAGAUGAUGGAGAAAGACAUGUGUGAGAAGCAGGAUGCCCUGGUGGAGCUGAGGCAACAGCUGGAGGACCUCCGAGCCCUCAACCAGCAACUAGCACAUAAGUCACAGAGUUCAGAAGCAGACGCCAAGCAAAAGAGUGAGGUUAUCAGUCGCCUGGAGGAGAAGACCAACCAGAUGGCUGGGACCAUAAAACUGCUGGAGAGCAGCGAGAAAGACUGUGUGAAGCAGGCCAGAAGUUUGAGUUCCAAUGUUGAAAAAUUGCUUCAGAAGCAACAAUAGGGUUGUUGUUCCCUCCCCCACUCCCAAAAAAAGAAAAUUUAAAAUGAACACCCUUCAUAUUAGUUUCUUAAAUCCUGAUUACCAAUCCAGUCAAACACAUAAUAUAGAAAGGAGAAACCUUAGCUUCUUAUUUUCUGGAAUGAAAUAAUCUGCUGCGGUGUAUACAUUUUUUCAAGACUGUUAAUGAACCCUUUCUUUCCUAAACCUCAACUCUCCUGAAGGAGCCUUUAGGUUCAUUCUGAAAGGAAGAUAUGAGAUCCGCGCCUGUAUUGAAUGUUCCCUGAAGGUUUUGGGUUUCACAUGUCGGCCAUUUUAGCAAAAAAGAUUGGCUCCUCAAGCUGCUUCUACAGUUUUGUUGGGAGAUCUUGGAAAAACAUGGGACCUGACAAGAGUCCUACAGUUGUUGAUACGGUACAUCCCAUUGUUCUGUCAGACCAGCCCUGCUGACAACUCACUAAGCAGCCCAUUGAUCUGUUGACCAGGAACUAAGCAGCCCAUUGGUCCGUUGACCAAUCACUAAGCUGCCCUUUGGUCUGUUGCCCAAUCACUAAGCUGCCCUUUGGUCCGUUGACCAGUCACUAAGCAACCCGUUGGUCCAUUGACCAAUCACUAAGCAGCUCGUUGGUUUGUUGACCAGUCACUAAGCCGCCCAUUGGUCCGUUGACCAAUCUCUAAGCAGCCCAUUGGCUCGCUGAUCAGUCAAUAAGUACACCGAGGUAAAUCCAGGCUCCAUUGACAGCAUCAUAGUCAGACCGCAUCAUGAUUUCUGGAGUGUACAGGGCACAGCUUCUAGCUAGCUUACCUUCCCCUCCUGCUCCUCACUGACUUGGAUCCUGUAUCAUGCUGUUGGUCACUCAUUGCACUAGGACUCAAUUGCCUGGUUUCACAUCGGUUUGUGUUUUAUAGCCUGCUCCUGUUGUUUGCUUAGCAUAGGGUGACCAGACGUCCCGGUUUGCCUCCAUAGCAAAGCAACAAUUCUCAAACGCUCAAAGCACCCCCCCCGCUCCACCAACCACAAGCACGCAUGAUAACCAACAUGAGUGCAUAAGCGCAUACAUGUGCAUGCAUUAAUGUGCAGUUACACAAGGGUCCCGGUCUGGGGGUUUGAAAAUGUGGUCACCCUAACUUAGCAUGAAAAUGGAAAAAGGUGUUUAAAAGACAGCACAAACAGGUGUGGAACCAGGCUAGAACUACAGCUCAGAGCACAAACUAAACCCCCUCUGCCAUUGAAUUACAAUCGGAAUCCCCUUGUAAGGCUUUGCUGGUUGUUUGAAAGGUUAGUUCAGGUCAGCAGGAUUAUAAAAUCAUAGAAAUAUAAUCUAUAGAAUGGGUGUCUUGAUCAAGUCAGCGAUGGCGUAAGGGUUGGACUGGCACCAUUGGGGGCAUACCCAUGAGUUUACCAGUCAAAUGGCCAUGGUUAGAGUUUCCAAGCCCUGUCUGUACAGUCUAUUUCUAUGUAUGAAGCAGUUCCAGAACAAAGCAAGGUUAAGUGAAAGAUAUGUAUGUGGACGUUUUAAGUUAGUUGUAAACUGUAGUCAAUACUAGCAUAAUAAAAACAAUUUUAAAUGUA